AUGGACGUUGGUGUAGGAAACCAAAUGGAAGGUCAACUAAACCAGGUAAACCAAUUGCUGAGUACCGAGCCACUGGAAAAAUUUGCAUCUGAAGACAAUGAUACGAUCCAGAGCGCGUGUGACCUGAUUGUCUCAAAGUUAACAGAAAAGAUAUCUGGGCGGAAUCUCGUAGACCCUAUCAUCAAACAAAUAGACGAGGCGGAAGACGCACAAAGAGACCUCGAGGCUCUGGUGUUCAGGCAGAUAGAAGCCUCAUUAUGCGAAAAAAUCGAACAAUUAGAAAAAGAAGUUGACAGUUUAGUGGAAACAGCCAGUGGGGUGAAGCGUUCGUCCUACUCGGACGAGCCUGGGACGAAAAAAUCCAAUCAGAGCAGUUCUAUUGAUCCUAUUCUUUCUAUUGGAGACGCUUUAUUGCCCGAACAAAGAGAAGUUCGCGUCAAGCAAGUAGGGUCAGGCAGCAUGCAUUUACCGGGGACUGAAAAUUUGCCGAUGCAUAUUGUAAAUUUUAAACUUCCCAGAGGGCCGCGUUCCAACAAGAGCCUCAGCGUGCGAGAAUUAUACAAGAUUUGGUACAUUGGGUCUGCCGAAAAUGGACAGCCGUCGGUGCGUCAAAUUAUUUCUUCUUACCCAACUUGGAAGUCUACAGAAACAACCUAUUACAAUCGUCUGAAAAGGGUAGCUUAUUUGAUCGAGUCUGUUGCUAAUGAGCUAUCCGAAUGGAAUGAUGCAGAUCCCCGGCUGGAAGCAGUGGCAUUAAUUGAAAAGUACAUGCAGCUUCAUAACAUAAGUGGCGUUAGUGCAUUGUCGGAUCUUUGCUCCAACCAAAAAGAUGCACACGGAUUUCAGGCAGUAAAGGAAAAAAUUCUUGAGUCACGCACGCGUUGA
Molecule: messenger RNA, 885 nt
Organism: Ogataea philodendri
Lineage: Eukaryota; Fungi; Ascomycota; Pichiomycetes; Pichiales; Pichiaceae
Exons: 1
Coding region: 1-885 (294 amino acids)
Source: RefSeq, a predicted model, not a curated record